AGAAGCGCGCGGGCGGGCUCAGCAAGACGAGUGUCAGGACGAAGCCUCUGCGUGGCAGCGCCCCCGCCUCCUUCCAGAAGCGACGCGGGCGGGCGAAUUCUUCUCUCUCAAAUCAGCUUCUCCUCCAGAAGAGGAAGCAGCAGCAGCAGCAGCAGGAGCCAUGGAGGAGGGGUAGCUGGAGCCCCGGCCUUCGCAGCAGCAGCAGCUGCUGCUCCUCCUCCUCCUUCUCCUCCUCCAUGGCCUUCAUGAUGAUGAGGAAGAAGAAGUUCAAGUUCCGCGUGGAGCUGGAGCUGGACGAGCUCUCCUCGGUGCCCUUCGUCAACGGGAUCCUCUUCUGCAAGGUCCGGCUCCUGGACAGAGGAGGAGCAGGAGGAGGGUUCAGCGGGGAGUCCUCCAGGGAAGUGGUGCAGGCAAACUGUGUUCAUUGGAAGAAGAGAUUUUCAUUCAUGUGUAAAAUGAGUGCAAAUACCACUACGGGGGUUUUGGAUCCUUGCAUCUGCAGAAUUUCUGUACGGAAGGAAUUAAAAGGUGGGAAGGCCUAUGCAAAGCUGGGUUUUGCAGACCUCAACCUGGCAGAGUUUGCUGGAUCAGGAAACACCACUCGCCGCUGUUUACUGGAAGGUUAUGAUACCAAAAACACAAGGCAGGACAAUUCAAUUCUCAAAGUUUUGAUCAAUAUGCAACUAAUGUCUGGGGAUCCAUGUUUUAAAACUCCUCCAUCCACAGGGAUGUCUAUAUCUAUUGCUGGAGAACCAGAAUCUCUGCAAGAAGACAGAAAAGGUGUAAAGAACACAACAUCAUCACAUCUAGCUAUAUCAGAUCUCUCAGCCAAGAGCCCCUCUAUCCCAGAUGAACUUGGAGCAUGUGGGCAUUCUAGGACUUCCAGUCAUGCAAGUCAGCAGUCAAGAGUGUCUGGAUAUAGCACCUGCCACUCAAGAUCAUCCAGUAUCUCUGAACUCUGCCAUAAAAGAAAUACCUCUGAGGGAAGUACAUCAACUGGUAUAAGUAGUAUUCUUGAACCAUGUGAAGAGACUGGAUUACAAAAAAGUGACAAUGUGGAGGUGAAAGAGGCAGCUCCAGAAAAAAUCAACAGACAUCCAGUGAAACAGGAUUCUGUGGAAUCACAGCUGAAAAGAGUUGAUGCUACCAGAGUUGACGCAGAUGAUGUUGUUGAAAAAAUACUUCAGAGUCAAGACUUCAGUUUGGACUCAAGUGCAGAAGAGGAAGGGCUGAGACUAUUUGUAGGUCCUGGAGGGAGUACUGCAUUUGGAAGUCAUCACUUACCUAACAGAGUUGGAUCAGGAGCAUAUGAACAAGUAGUGAUUAAACGGUAGAACUGAUGUAAAAUGAGAGAACUCGUGGAAUUCCAGCACUUGCUUGCUUCUCUACACUACUGAAGAUGGGCUCUUCUGAAAUGUCAGCUUACAUUGGCCUGAGUUUGGUAUCAUCACACUGAAAUGCCCUAUUCUGUACCUACCUGUGGUAUAUGGCAGUUUUCUUCUAGUUAUUUGCCAGCCAUUGUGGAUCUGUACAUGGGUUUGUUGCAUUAUUCUGUUUAAAGUGAAUCAUCAUUUGAGCAGAUAGAACAGAUGAUAUUUAGCUGAACAUAGUACGUUUACAUUAAUUGUCAGCAUAGAGAAACUCAUGCAAUAGUGUGCAUUGGUUCAGCUUCAUUUUCCUUAAGCCCCCAAGAAUCCGUUUUUAAACACUAUAAUUACCUUUUUAUAGUAAAGUGAUUUCUGUCAAGACAAAAUUAAUAUAAAAUCAAAUGUGCUGCUUCAAGAAAGUGACUGAGCUAACUAUGUUUGAAGAAGCUAAUAUGAAAUAUUUUUACAUACUGGUAAAACCUUAAGCUGAGCUGCAUGUGAGAAGGAGAAGUUUAACCACUUUAACUUAUGUGACUAGCUCUGGGUAAAUGUAAGUAUGAUACAUGCAUAUAUUGGUUUACUGUUUACAGUAUAGCAUUCAGUGUCAGCAAGAAUAUUGGGGCCCUUAGAAUUAACUUCGUGAAAUAACUUUGAACAUUUUAAGGUUGUCUUGACUGAUAUUUGGUCUAUACCAAAAACCAAAACUGCAUAAUAGGUGUUAACUGAAACCUCUGUCAUCACUGGACAAUUUGUAAUGAAGAGCUUGGUGAUACAGAGUAUCAAGUUGACUUAACAUUUGAAAGAGUGCCUUGUCCUGAGGAAUGUUCUGAACUAUCUUUUAUGAAGCUAAGAACAACCAGCAAAACAGUUAAUAUAAUUGCUAUUAAUUUAAGCUAUCCAAAGAAGCACUUUAUUUAGCUAUUUCCUUCACCCUUAUCUAAAAAUGAAGUUUUUUUUUCCUUUGAGGACUGCAUAUUCAGAUCCAAUUAAAUGAGGCACAUCUGUGGGCAAAUAAGAUAUUAUUUCUUAUAAGUAUACAUUGCAGUUAAAAGAUGUUUGGCCCCAUUUUCCUAGAAAUAUAUGCUCUAAUGUCUUCUAGAACCUUAUACACUGCAGAUGUAUAGUCAGUGCAUGAAGUAAGCAUCAUUUAAAGGUAAUGCCAGCUGUGUGGAACGUCCACAUGGGUGAAUGGUAUGCUAAGUCCCGUUUUAAACUGGGCCUAAUUUUUAUCCAUUAUCUCACUGAGCUGUUCUUAAGUUAGUACCCAAUGGAACUUUUGCCAAUAAACAUCCCUGGGAAAGUUGUGACUAGCGCAUUUGCACAAACGGAACAGUACAGUGUGUCUAUGCAACAACUGAAAUUGUAUUUUCUGACAGCUAAAGUAAUUCAUUUUAUUUUUGUAAAAAGGAUAUUAAAUUUGGGGUGUAUGUGAAAAGGCUAUAAAGUUGGACAUCUGGCUUCUGGUGUCACAGACUUUAGCUGCUAGAAAAAAUUUGAUUGAGAUUUCUGCUUUUUAACUGGUGUAUGCAAAACAUUUCAUAUUCUUAGUGGUUCCCAGGAAUCAGUGAGUGUUCUUGAAGAAAUAUGACUUAAGUCUUUUGCAAAAUGUUUUUUUAAAGCCUGAAUUAUUUUACAUAUAUAUUUAUAAAUUUUGUCUUAACUCCUUUUCUUUGAAUCAUACACAUGAAUUGUUCAAAUGAAAUCUAUUACUUCUUUAUUAUGGUACCAGAAAUAGCAUUGUUGCUGCUUUAUACAGCAUUUUAUCCAGUCUGAACUUGUUCUAAUUCAGUAUAAGCAGAGAUCUCAUUUUUAAAAGCUGCACAAAAAAAUGCACAUUUAUUUUGAACUAUACUUUGAGCUUGCUAUUGGAGUCUUUAAAAAGCCACUAAAAUAGUGUUUGAAUUUAUUGAAGGAUAUUCUAGUUCUGAAAAUUGUCAGUCCUGGAUAAUGGUACAUUUCAAGAAAUGCUGGCAUUGAGAAAAUACAAGGGAGAAAACAAUUGUUACAAGAUGUCUUAAUUGGUAUAAAAAUUAUUACAUUCACAUUACUCUUAUGUCCAUCAUGCUGAUAUGUUUUUCUUUAAAUUCCAUAUGCAAGUUCUAUUAAUUGCCUGAAUAACUAUCAUGCACUUUUGUCAACUGAACUGUUUCAAUGAAGUGAUUCCAAUCAUGUCCCUGAGACAUGGGAAAUGACCUUCAUAUUUAUGUAUGGCAUUAAUUUUGUGUAAACUGUACAGUGAUGUGCAAAAAUACUUUUUAGUAAGGUCAGUUUUUUUAGUAAGUAUUUAACAUACAAGGGGAUCUUACAAAUUCAAUAAAAGUUUUUGUCUUCAACCUC
Sceloporus undulatus (fence lizard) is the source of this 3704-nucleotide messenger RNA. RefSeq names its product family with sequence similarity 102 member B (gene EEIG2). The coding region runs from base 237 to 1334 and encodes 365 amino acids. Lineage: Eukaryota; Metazoa; Chordata; Lepidosauria; Squamata; Phrynosomatidae. The transcript is spliced from 11 exons. The record is from RefSeq and is a predicted model, not a curated record.